UCUUAUUUUCUUUUCCCUUUUUACUCUGUUUCAUCACUCUUAGACACUUUUUUUUCUUCUUUUCAUUUCCCUCUUAUAAUUCUCUAUCAUUUUCAUCCACCAUUCAGAUCUGAUCAUCGAUCUCUAGUAUAUUCCACAACUAUCCAUGGCUGAAAAGAAGGUGGCCAUAAUGAAGCUCAGCGUUGAUCUUCAAUGCAGCAAAUGCUACAAGAAGGUCAAGAAGGUUCUCUGCAAAUUCCCUCAAAUUCGAGACCAGGUGUUUGAUGAGAAGAAUAACAUGGUGACAAUCAAAGUGGUGUGCUGUGAUCCUGAGAAUUUGAGGGAUAAGAUCUGCUGCAAAGGUUGUGGUGCCAUCAAAAGCAUUGAAAUUGUGGAACCUGCACCUCCUCCCAAACCAAAACCACCCCCUCAGCCAGAGAAGCCCAAGCUACCAGAAAAGCCCAAGGAGCCAGAGAAGCCUAAAGAGCCUGAAAAGCCUAAGACGCCCGAGAAACCGAAGGAACCAGAGAAGCCCAAGGAGCCAGAAAAGCCCAAGGAACCAGAGAAGCCUAAAGAAAAGCCCGCACCGCCGCCAUCGGAGAAGCCUAAGGAGAUGCCUCCACCGCCACAUGUACCGCCGCCACCGGUUCCAAUGUGUCCAGGGCCGCCGCCUGUGGCAGUUCCAAUUGGGGUGUGUUGUGCGUCAUGCUAUGAAGGCCGGCCUGGUGGGCCAUGCUUUGAGGGUUACGGUGGGCCACCGCCUUGUUAUGAUUCUUAUUAUGGAAGGCCCGUGUAUGAUAGUUAUGGUGGAAGCAGACCUUGUUACGUUAGUCGUUGUUGUGAUGAAUAUUUCUCUGAAGAAAACACCAAUGCCUGCAUAAUCAUGUGAUCACUUAUCUCAUUCUCUCAUCAUCAGUAAUAAUCCAAGGAAUAUAAUAAAUAAUUUUUGUUUUUGUAACUACAAUACCAAAAACGGUGUUUCAUAUGAGGGGAUAAAAGAAUAAAUGAUGGAUAUAUGUGUAUGUAAUGUAACUAGUACUAUAUUACCAUCAAAUGUCAUGUCUACCAUCAAAUAUAACUAGUACUAUCGAAAAUUUUGAUAUUUUAGUGAUGUUCCUUUCAAGUACAAAUUAAUUAACUACAAGCUAGCAAUAUUGUGGCUGAUUUGCAUUUUCUUCUCA
This is a messenger RNA of Lotus japonicus, 1160 nucleotides long. Its product is annotated as protein PYRICULARIA ORYZAE RESISTANCE 21. Bases 146 to 868 code for a protein of 240 amino acids. The transcript is spliced from 3 exons. The record is from RefSeq and is a predicted model, not a curated record. Gene Ontology annotation, molecular function: metal ion binding. Gene Ontology annotation, biological process: regulation of defense response to fungus. NCBI's taxonomy places the organism in Eukaryota, Viridiplantae, Streptophyta, Magnoliopsida, Fabales, Fabaceae.